CCCCAGCAUGCGUUUCUUUAAAGGCCGUGAAUUAAAGCAACGUGAGGAGAAACCCCAAGGAUGCGAGAAGUCACUGGCUUGUGCAGGUGCCCUCUGCCAAUUGGUUACAGAGUUUUUACGAGCAAAUCUGGUGGUUAUCCUUUGGAAAAUAAGCAAAGGCAAACCACUUCCUGCAGCUUCCAGUUGCUGCUGUGCGCUGGAGCUUUCGAAGACCUACCAGGAACCUGAAACUCCAGGCAGGCACCCUCGGUUUUCCUGGCGUUCUCAGCCGUUUGUGUUGGUGAAAUUCCCUUAGCCUGAUGGGGUUGGAGAUUGCAUUUCAGUCUUGUCUUGCAGAGGAAUUUCUGAGAUCGAGUAAUUUGGCAAGAAACAAAAAGGGGAACUUGGGGUUGUGACGCACAGCCAGCGAUAGCCUUCCUGUUUGGGGCUGGUGCCUCUUGGUUUGCAUGUGCCCAAGGCCUCAGGGGACCCGAUCCCCUCCUUUGCGUUAGCCACUGCUGGUCCCACGGGAGCUCUGGCAAUGUCCUGGGUUGUGCACCUCUCAGGGCUCCUUGCUUCCUACUUGAGCUGAGUCCCAGACUCCUGAAGCAGAGAGAGGGACGUGGCUGGCGGCCGCCUGCCAGGCAGUGGGUGAGUAAGGCACAGCCCAGAAUCCUAGCUGUGAAUCUGGUUCUGCCAACAACUGCAAAUUACUUAAGCCCCCUUUGCCUCUGUUUCCUUAUUUGUGAAACCCUGAUGACUAUACUGUCCAUUCUAAGCAUGGGAGGAGGAUGUAUUUUACUCAGUAAACACACAGAAGGCGCCUCCUUCACACUGGGCCCUAUUCUGACUUUGCGAAUAUUAAAUAGUGGAAUCUGCACCAGGCUGCUGCUACCUAGCUCCAUCGUACAGAUGAGGAAACUGAGCCCAGAGAGGGUCUGUCACUCAUCUGGUAGGUAGGUGGCAGCGCUGGGCCUUAGGCCGAGGCUUUAAACUCUGGCCUCAGAGUCUAGCUGUACCCAGUGGGCCACAUUGCCUCUCUAGGUGGGAUCUCGAGGUGUCGUAUCAGUGUGUGACUGCCCCUCCCACUUGGCCUGCCACAGCCUGGCUGCAUUUGUCAUCUUGGUGAAAUAAUGAGUCAUGCCCCAUUUAUUCUCAGAUGGAUCUGGCUUGGAGGGUUGAUUACAGGGUCAGCGCAUGUAUCCAGAGUUUAGGACAAUCUUGGGGACGUGCUGGCUCUGUGAGGGGGAGGUGGUGUGGCCAUAGAGCACCCAGACUGCCUCUCUUGGGCUGCUCGUGGAAUGGAGAUGUCUUUGCGAUCCAUGGGCAUCUCACACAUGCCAGGCAUUUGGGCGUCAUGCUGGGGAGAGUGGGGAGACCAAGAGGGAAGACAGAGCUGGCCUCUCUGGGAAGUGAGGUCACAUCUAAGACCCACCCUUCUGAGAACUGCUGUUAAUGAUCUUUGUGAUCUUUGUUUGGCAAAUUAUGGCAGUGUGGUAUUGACCAAGCAUAUUCUGAUUACCUAUUGUUUGAAUUAAAGAUUAAAAAAAAAAAGCCAGCGAGACAAAGGCCUUUGAGUGUAUGAGUGGUGUUUAUGCAUUCCCUUUCCUGACAGGCCUUAGGGCAGGCCAUCCCCAGGCUGUGGACCCACUGCUGUCCCCCCAGGUGCGCCUCUGUCCUUCAGUGUUUGCAGGAUGUUGAGGUCUGUGGCUUUCCUGGAUAGCCUGUAAGCAGAGGUGUCCUCUGGCCUCCCAGCGGGUGUGCAGCAGUGUUAGGUAUUGUGGCUGGAAAAUACAGGUUCUGGAGGCGGGUACUGAGUUGUCCCAGUGGCCUUUUAUAAAAUUGCAAUUCUCAGAUUCCAAGAAACGCUUCAGUCUCAGGGAAGCUGGGCUUGCUGGGCACCCUGCUGUAGAGUGAACCCAGGCCUGGGUCACCGAGCAUGGCUCUGCUGUGUGACUUUGCUGUGUCUUCCUUAGCCAUAUGGAGCCUUUCUUGCCUGUCCUGUCACUUACGAGGGGAGUCCAUCACAGAGGCAUCUUACUAGUGGCAGUGAACAUAGGUUUCCAAAGGUUACAAAUUAUCUUAAGAUUUCCCCAUGGUACCAGGUUAUGCUCUGGUUUCAGCAGACCACCAGGCUGGCUGUCCAGACUCAGACAGCCCUUCCCUUUAGACGCAGGUCUGGUCAUCUCAUCUUAAAGUGGAUGCGUGGAUGUGAAUUUCAGUUCUCAGCCCCCUGCUUUGUCCUUGGAAGUUGCAGCCCAUGGCCAUGCACCAGAUCUCUAAGCUAGGCUCCACAUGUCACCUGGGGCAACAGGACAGGCAGUAGCCCACCUCCUACCUGGCCUCGUGCUCUGGGUAUAUUAUAUUUAACGCUGCUCCUGAAAGCCCUUAUUUUCCAAACAGGCCGUUGAGACUUGGAAAGGUUCAAUUAUUUCUCUGCUGUCAGAAUUGGUGCUGGGCCCUCCAGCCGCCUGAGCAGCACUGCUGUCCUGGCUGCUCCCGGUGUGGUCUGCAGCCUGAGCCCACCUGUAAACUGCUUGCUACCAGUCUGUGAAGAGGCUGUGUGAGGAAGAUUUAGUGAGGAGCAUCAGGAAACUCUGCUCUGAAGCUUGUCUUUCCUUCUGAGCUUCAAGUCUCUCCUGCAUGAAAUUGUAGCUGAUUUGAGUCAGGAGUAAGGACUGCCAUCUAUGGGGUGCUUGCCAACUGGGUACAUGGAAAACUCGGUCUCCUACAGCGCCAUUGAAGACGUUCAGCUGCUGUCAUGGGAGAACGCACCGAAGUACUGUUUACAGCUCACUGUCCCUGGGGGGACUGUCCUGCUGCAGGCUGCCAACAGCUACCUGAGAGACCAGUGGUUCCAUUCUCUGCAGUGGAAGAAAAAAAUUUACAAAUACAAGAAAGUCCUGAGUAACCCAAGCCGUUGGGAAGUUGUCUUGAAAGAGAUCCGGACACUGGUGGAUAUGGCCCUUACGUCCCCCCUGCAGGAUGACUCCAUCAACCAAGCUCCACUGGAAAUUGUCUCGAAGCUGCUCUCAGAGAACACAAACCUGACCCCUCAGGAGCAUGAGAACAUCAUUGUGGCCAUUGCUCCUUUGCUGGAAAACAACCACCCACCACCAGAUCUCUGUGAAUUCUUUUGCAAGCACUGCAGAGAGCGGCCCCGGUCCAUGGUGGUCAUUGAGGUGUUCACCCCUGUGGUCCAGAGGAUCCUCAAACAUAACAUGGACUUUGGGAAGUGCCCGCGACUGAGGCUGUUCACUCAGGAGUACAUCCUCGCCUUGAACGAGCUCAAUGCAGGGAUGGAAGUGGUGAAGAAGUUCAUUCAGAGCAUGCACGGCCCCACGGGGCACUGUCCCCACCCCCGGGUCCUGCCCAACCUGGUGGCUGUGUGCCUAGCCGCCAUCUACUCCUGCUACGAAGAAUUCAUCAACAGCCGCGACAAUUCCCCCAGCCUGAAGGAGAUCCGGAAUGGCUGCCAGCAGCCAUGCGACCGGAAGCCCACCUUACCUCUACGCCUGCUGCACCCCAGCCCGGACCUGGUGUCUCAGGAAGCCACACUGUCCGAGGCGCGGCUCAAGUCGGUGGUUGUGGCCUCCAGCGAGAUCCACGUGGAGGUGGAGCGCACCAGCACUGCCAAGCCAGCGCUGACGGCCAGCGCGGGCAACGACAGCGAACCCAACCUCAUUGACUGCCUCAUGGUCAGCCCGGCGUGCAGCACCAUGAGCAUCGAGCUGGGCCCGCAGGCCGACCGCACGCUCGGCUGCUACGUGGAGAUCCUCAAGCUGCUGUCAGACUACGAUGACUGGAGACCAUCUCUGGCCAGCUUGCUUCAACCCAUUCCAUUCCCCAAAGAAGCUCUCGCACAUGAGAAGUUCACUAAGGAGCUGAAGUACGUGAUUCAAAGGUUUGCAGAAGACCCACGACAAGAGGUCCACUCGUGCCUGCUGAGUGUGCGGGCCGGCAAAGAUGGCUGGUUCCAGCUCUACAGCCCUGGAGGGGUGGCCUGUGAUGAUGACGGGGAGCUGUUCGCCAGCAUGGUGCACAUCCUCAUGGGCUCCUGUUACAAGACCAAAAAAUUCCUGCUCUCCCUGGCAGAAAACAAGCUGGGCCCAUGCAUGCUGCUUGCACUGCGGGGGAACCAGACCAUGGUAGAGAUCCUGUGCUUGAUGCUGGAGUACAACAUCAUUGACAACAACGACACCCAGCUGCAGAUCAUCUCCACGCUGGAGAGCACGGACGUGGGGAAGCGCAUGUACGAGCAGCUGUGCGACCGGCAGCGGGAGCUGAAGGAGCUGCAAAGGAAAGGUGGGCCCACCAGGCUAACACUGCCCUCCAAGUCCACGGACGCUGACCUGGCCCGCCUGCUGAGCUCCGGCUCCUUCGGAAAUCUGGAGAACCUUAGCUUGGCCUUCACCAACGUCACCAGUGCCUGCGCCGAGCACCUCAUCAAACUGCCUUCUCUCAAGCAGCUCAACCUGUGGUCCACGCAGUUUGGCGAUGCUGGCCUGCGGCUCCUUUCAGAACACCUCACCAUGCUGCAGGUGCUGAACCUGUGCGAGACCCCGGUUACCGACGCUGGCCUCCUGGCUCUCAGCUCCAUGAAGAGUCUCUGCAGCUUAAACAUGAACAGCACCAAGCUCUCAGCUGACACCUAUGAGGAUCUGAAGGCAAAACUUCCUAAUUUGAAGGAGGUAGACGUUCGCUACACGGAAGCCUGGUGAAGCUCCUAGCCUGUGAAGGAUGGCGUUGCAACUGCGACAAACAACUCUGACUAAUAGCCGUGAGCAGCAGGUCCUGGGAUCGUACCUGGCACCUGGCUGUGGGAUAGAUGGGGAGUGUCUCUGGGCAGAGGGGGGAGGGGUGGGGGGUCCACAGCACGCCCAGCCCCGCCUAAUUCUUUUAGCUUCAUAAUUGGAACCUUUGACCUGAUCUAAAGUGGACUUUGUGGCAAGGAGAGGAGCGUCAGUGGCUCGGGAGGGGGGGCGGGAGGGGGGGGGACCCUUUGUGGAUUUCCUUUGCCUUUGUGUUCAGUGCCGUGUGGGAGGGAGGGUCACCUUGAGCCACCAUCUCACCAUCUCAGCGGGACAGAGGAUGCUUUCUUCUGGAGGCCCUAGCUGAGCUCACCCACCACUGGGACGAGAAGACCCAGUCACGUCAUCCCGCCGUCCUGUGUCCUCACCAUUGCUAUGCAAAGUGGUUCUUGUACAUAAGAUUAUAAUAAUGCGCCUAUUUAAGAAAUGUCGACAAAUCGCAGGUCUGGGACCUGCUCUUAUUUAUGAAGUCUUUGGCCCCCUCCCUGCCCACCCUCUGGCGUGUAGCGCUGUAUGAAGCAGCCAGCUGUCGGGUUAGUGAUAGUGUCAUGUUAUUUUUUUAAAGGAAACAAAACAA
Messenger RNA from Castor canadensis (American beaver), 5367 nucleotides. NCBI's taxonomy places the organism in Eukaryota, Metazoa, Chordata, Mammalia, Rodentia, Castoridae. The record is from RefSeq and is a predicted model, not a curated record.